Phytophthora nicotianae INRA-310 is the source of this 2645-nucleotide messenger RNA. RefSeq lists its product as hypothetical. NCBI's taxonomy places the organism in Eukaryota, Oomycota, Peronosporomycetes, Peronosporales, Peronosporaceae. Gene Ontology annotation, cellular component: membrane. The record is from RefSeq and is a predicted model, not a curated record. The transcript has a single exon. Bases 1 to 2565 code for a protein of 854 amino acids.
AUGGGAACGGGAUUUCGACGAGCGCCCUCAAUGGGUUUGUCCCGACAACUAGCCGUUCUUACACUACUGUGUUCUAGUGUUUUAGCCACGUCACAGACGACACAGCAGUCGUUUGCAGUGAUGUCAAAGUUGCGCGGCUUCAAUAAGGCGUCGUUCAUCCAGCAGCAAGGAUAUCCGUACACCAGCGCUCUCAUCAGCUACCGACGACUUGAUGCCACUUCGACCGAGGCCGAUGCAUCGGCCAAGGCGAAUGAAGUCGGAGCUUCCGUUCGGAAGGCUAUCAAGCAGCUUCGAGGAGGAACCGACAAGUUCUAUCACGACCUCAUCACUGCAGUAAAAAUUACUCUGUGUGAACAAGAUUUGGAUAAAAACACGGUUCGCUUUGUCAGCUGCGAUGCCGACAAUGCGUACAAGGACGACAACGGUGAUCCCGUCAAGUUGCCGAUAUCCCAGUUGACGGAUGAUGAGACCGUGAAUGCCUACAAGCAGGGACUUUGUGAGGUGGCUCCGAACUGCUACUGGGCCGAGAUCGUCGACGGAGACACGAGUCGUGCUAAAGUCUACGCAGACGCGGAAAGCACCAUGGACGCCUCAGCAGCCGAGGCCAAGAUCAAAGAAUGGGCUACGGGUGUCAUUGGUUUUGUGAUCCCAGGCAUCGUCUUGGGUGUGCUGAGUCUAUUGACGAUGAUCUUCUUCUUGAUUUGUCGUUGCUGCUGCAACCGAUGUGGCGGUCGAUUCCCGCGUGAAGAGGGGUACACGUGCAUGCAAAAGUUCUUGCCACUGCUGUUCUUCUUUCUCUUUGCAAUCGGUGUCAUCGUCGUAUCCGCGGCAGCGUUCUUGUACCGCGGUACGAUGUUAUCUGCUGUGGACGACAUGUUCAAUGCAACGUCGGGGACUCUCGAGAACGGCAGCAAUUGGAUCGUCAACAUCCGCACUCCUCUUGAAGAAAUCGCUGCAACGGUGGUCGAUUCGGCCGAUGACAUCAAGGUGAAACUUGACGGAACGGAUUUCAUCGACACUGGUCUGAAUGACCUCACAACAAAGCUCGACGAUCUCGGAGACAAGUACUCUACUGCUCCUCAUAUCCCUGACAGCUGCGUUCCUGAUUCUACCAAGACAAAUGAGGAUGCUAAUGGUAAUCCUUGUUACGUGUGCGACGCCUGCACUACCAUCGGAACCCAGGCAAGUGCCGCCGCAACUCAAGUCGACAAGAACGCCGGGCCCGGUGUGAAGCAACUGAGUAAUGUCAAGAAGCAGCUGAACACGAAGCUGGUAGAGAUUUCAGGCAAUGUCCAAAGCGCAGUGGACACCCAAGUGACUACAGCGAACGAUCUCAUCGAUACUGUUGAUAAAACUCAAGAGGAUGUGGACGACUACGACAGCAAGUUCCAGGGCUAUCGAGACCAACUUGGCUACGCUAUCAUGGCGCUGUUUGCUCUUGCUCUGGUGGUCAUUAUCGUUGGAUUCGUUGGUAUCCUCUUCGGACUUACACCUCUCAAGUUCCUAGCCAACAUCAUGCACAUCGCGUACUUCCUCGGUUUUAUCAUUCUCAUCCUCGUUUUCAUCAUCAGCGCCGUUGUGCUCGCAAUUGGUGUGGUGCUUGGAGAUGCGUGCGAAGUUACGCAAAUCUUCGCUGGCAACUGGACGGUACCACUUGGCGAGUCGGCGAAAGCGGUGGAUGCCUGCUUCAACAACGAGUCCCUGUUGGAUGUUUUCAACCUGUCCGACAAGCUGGAUUUCGCUCGCGGUGGCAUCGAUUUCCCAGAGCUUGAUAUGAGCGCCAUGUUCGACUUUUCCGAUCUGGACGCCCUUGAAUCGAGCACUGACAACAUCAAUGAAACCGCGUUUGGCUUUGACAACGCCACCUAUACCACCGUGGUGACUUCAUUCAACGACUACUCGACUCAGAAAACUGGAACGUGUAAUCCUGCCGGCCCGGGAUACCAAACGACUAACGGCCUCCUCAAUCCAUGGGAGGCUAACGGUGACCCAAAACCAUCAGGGUCAGCGGAGGAUUACAUCGAAAACUACUACAAGACCUACGACACCAUGUGUACCAACAAUGAUCCGAACAACAAUUUGCCUGCUAAGGGUAAGGCCUACGCGUGUACAAGCUCGUCUCAAUGCUUAUUUUCGGCAUUCAUGAAAGAAAGGUACACCGUGAUCUUCCCUCUAGCCACCCUCAAGUCCGGUAUGGAGAGCUUCAAGACUCAAUUGAGUACCGACGUCAGCGAAAUCACCGCUACUUCGGACACCUUCGAGACGAAUACCAAGAAACUCAACUCCGACAUCAACGGCAUCAAAGACGAUCUAGACGCGCAUCUCAUCGAGUACGUGGGCGACUUCGAGGAUGCCAUGUACUGCACUUUCAUCGCCGACGGCUUCUGGACCAUCUACGACUCGCUCUGUGGCGACCUCAUGCCGUCGAUCACGAUGAUCGCGCUCAUGUUGUUCCUCUGUGGAAUCUUCCUCAUCCCCGUCAACAUUUGCCUCAUCAUUGGUGUUAAACGCCUGAAGGCCCACGGCAACGGCCACAUCAUGGACGCGGAAAUGAAAUUCAAGUAGGGGCAAUUAGGCAGCGAUAGCUUCAAGCUAGAAUAUCUACAUCAAAAAUUUAUACUACUUUUUAUUUCAUUGCAGUUCAC